Molecule: messenger RNA, 780 nt
Organism: Didymella exigua CBS 183.55
Lineage: Eukaryota; Fungi; Ascomycota; Dothideomycetes; Pleosporales; Didymellaceae
Exons: 1
Coding region: 1-780 (259 amino acids)
Source: RefSeq, a predicted model, not a curated record
AUGCGUUCGAACUCCAGCGCUAUCUCAAAGACUGAGAUCGUAGCACUGAGUCUGGAGCAGCUUCAAGAGCUCAGCGUCCUAGUCGCGAAUCGUAUGCAGAUCAAAAGGCGCUUCAACAACACGCCGCUACGUCGCAUCAUUGCUCGCCAGGUGACACGCAGCGCCGUACAGGCACCUCCACGGUCGGACUCGGAUACUGCCAGCCAGACCGAUACACUUGUAAACAACGACACACCGGAGACGAAUAGAGAGCCACUGCAGGUCAGAAAGGCGAGGUAUAACAAUACGCCCCUCCGGCGCAUUCUGUCUUGCCAAGCGUCCCCCGGACGAUGGGAUGCAGAACGUCCCCACGACCCAAUGCGCGCAUGUAACGAGCCCGAAUCGCUCGAAGUGCGCAAAGCACGGUUCAACGACACGCCCCUCCGCCGCAUAGUAUCCCGCCAAACCUGCUCCAACACAGUCAAGACCCCCGAGGCCAUCGGUGCUCGACCCACUCCUCCUCCAUCAGUCCCACGCUCACAGUCCUCGACCCCAGUACCGCGUAGCAACACGCCCCUCCGUCGGAUCCUCUCGCGCCAAGUAUCUACCCGCAUAAUUCCACCGAAAGAAGAUCAGCUCUCCGAGCGCGCGGACUCCGUCAUAGACCCUGGGUCACCCGUCCGCUCGCGCAGCACCGCGUCUGUGCCAACGGUGCUGGACGGGGCCUGGAUGCGCAGCUUCGAGACUAGAUCAGGGAAUCUGAGUUCGAAUUCUCCAUCCUCAGCCCCAGUAGCCGCCUGA